Molecule: messenger RNA, 3145 nt
Organism: Eurytemora carolleeae
Lineage: Eukaryota; Metazoa; Arthropoda; Copepoda; Calanoida; Temoridae
Exons: 26
Coding region: 957-2819 (620 amino acids)
Source: RefSeq, a predicted model, not a curated record
ACUAUUUGCUUUGUAGCAGCAAGUAUUGCUGUAAUGUCGUCUACCUAUUCCAUUGUUUUCUGGUUAUCGCUGUAGUGAGUUAGACCGGGCUCAGUUUCAAGUGAAGUUAGGCGGUCACUCUAGUCACCAUAGUUUCAGUAGAAGUAAAUAUUUCCAUUUACUGAUAGCGCAGAUUCAUAACUUUAAUUGGAUAGUGAGAUUGAUAGAAAGAUAGAUGUUACCGCUAUACUAUUUCUAUUGGUUCAAACACAUGACUGAACCCUGAUUGUAUCAGGCGCUAAUGGACCCGGCAUACAAUCUUUGCUAUAAGAAGCUGGGUCAAGCGUCAGUCCACGGUUCAUCUCCCAUUUAACACUAACGUUUGACAUCAAAAGCACUGUUAAAACAUUUAAAAUUAAUAGUAAACAUAAUUUAAUGCAAAUUAAGUUCUAAAAUGUAUUAUAAAGGGGGGAAAACCGGAGAAAGGGUAGAGUAUAGAAUGCUGGUAGACAGUUUGUACAAGGGAAUUGUACAGACCCCUUAUCACUGCACAAAAAGGUUAACAAGUACAUUUGAAGAAGAGGGAACCAUUUGUGGUACAGUUAACCACAGAACAGUAUCGCAUGAUGUUCAAAAUUUACUGUCUACUGUUUACAUAUCCCAGAUCUGUGUACACUGUAUAUAAACAGAUGCCGCAACCCGUAUUUUUGCUAUGUAUAAUGUAUGUCACUACAUGAUCUAUACCUAUAACACCGAUUCCCUUCUGUCUCUGAUCUCUGUCCUUAUUACAUUGUCUUGAAAUAUUUGGAAAUGGAAUAAUUUAAGGAACUGUUGAUCCGAAAAUGUAUGACUUUUCAGACCACCAGAUUUUAUUGUUCCUUGAAUGAUAAUUUCAAAAGUAUAAAGUUUUCUUUCAGAAAAGGAAUAGAUGGUAGAGCCCUAUAGUUAGAGAAUAGACGUUUGCCACCUGAUCAAGGAUGAAGAUGAAAGGAGGCCCUCUCUCCAAUUCUAACCUUGCAAGAACCAUACUUAAACUUAAUCCAGGAGUGGAUAGGGCUCUGGAGUGUAACUUGAAAUUAUCAAGUAAAAUAACUGCAAAAGAAAACCGAGCCAGUGAUUACAACAGGAAAGUUUUUAUCCAAAAGUUUAACAGAAGACAAGAGUUCAGAAAUACAUCAAACAAUCGACUGAACUCAAGGUUGGAUGCUGAAUCCAGGACCAGUAUCAACUCUUACAGGGAUGAAUUGAGACAGUCUGAAGAACUAAAACUCAAAAUCGGAUGCAAUCAAGGUCAGAGCUCGGAAGAAAGUGAAUCAGAGGAGGAGGACAUUGACCAAAGAAAUGACGAAAUUCUAACUCAGGAAUGGCAGGACCUGAACAAUCUAAGCCGGCGAUCCAGCCUGAAAUCCUCCAUCUUGGACUAUGAUCCCUCCAGAGCUGGAUCCCCUGGUCCAACACCUACAGAGAAUCCUUUAGGAAGCCUAAUUAGGAAACCAAGUACAGAGAAACCGGAAGUGGUUGUAACAAGAUCUGUUGAUCAAGAAAAACAGGAAGAGGAGACUGAGGCAGGAGAAUCAAGAGUUAAAGAAGUUAGAGCAUCAACGGCUGCACUUCUCAGUUUACUACCUGCUCCUACUCCGACCAGGUUUGUUGGAAAGAUGCAUAUGAAGAUGGAGGAAGGAAGAACCCAACGAAAAUCAUCCUCAGGUUCUAGAAGAUCAUCUAUAGCUCCUAAAACUGAAACUAUUGAGGAAGAAGACCAAAUAAUUCUUUCAACUGAAUCUCAACAGUCUCCAAGAACACCAGGAAUACCAACAGCUAUGAGGCUGGUGGGGAAAACUAAACUUGGAAAGAUUGGAGCUUUGAUAAAGGAUAGAAGAGGAUCAAUCUCAGACUCCUCAGCUAGCUCCAGGGUGUCGAGUCCAACAGGAGGAGCCAGUAAACCAUCCUCUCCUAGAGAAUCUAUGGGUGGUUCUUCAUUAUCUGGUGGUUGGAUGAGAUCAAGAAAAUCUUCACCUUCAACUACAGCAAGUACUCCAUCUUUAGCCAAGACAAGUGUUGGAAAAAGUGGUGGACUACAGACUCUGAAAGCUAAAGCAGGAUUGUUUAAGAAAAAGAAAAAAGAAGAAGAAAAAAAAACUGAUUCUUCACAAAAGGAAGUAAGACAAAGAUUAUUCUUCCUGGUUCGAGGGGAGCUGACAGACGAGGAAAUUUUAAAAGGAAUAGGGACUGAAGAAGCAUAUAAGGAAAUGAGUACUGGAUUGAAUGAAAUCGUAUCCACUGCCAGCGCUAUCAGCAAAUUUAUCAAAAUAGGAGAGGACAAUACCCAGAGGAAGGUUUCAAGUCCGUCCCUCAGAUAUGUUGGAGCACUGAAGGGUAGAGUAUCUGCCCUGGCUGGGAGUAGAAGUCCAAGAGCCCCUAAAUCCAGUGUUUCAGAAGAAAAGGAUUACAGCGACUGCUGGUACAAAGGUUUGCCUACCAGUACAAGGUUUCUGGGCAAGCUUGUCUCUAAAAGAGAUAAACAAGGUUUAGUAGUUGGAACUCCACCCUUGGAUUCAGACAGGGAGGAUAAAAUGAAUCCUGUAUUUUUGGCAUUGGAGAAGGUUAAACUGAAACCUCAAGGUUCUCAGGAUUCGAGUGCUCCGGACUCAAGAAUAUCUGUUGGUUUAGCCAGUAAUUCAAGUAAGGUUGGACAAGAUGAAAGAUUGAUGCAGAAUGAUAUCGUGAAAGGUCUUCAAGCAGGAUUAUGCAGAGUGGAGCAAUCAAGUAUAUUGGACUGGAAUCAAUACAAACAUGUUAGAGGGGACAGAAAACUUAAUCCUAUCUUCAUACCAUUCUAGUUUUAUAAUCCUCCCCCCCCCCUACCCCAAACAGAAAACUUAACCCUAUCUUCAUACCAUUCUAAUUUCAUAAUCCUACCCCCUACCCUAAACAGUAAACUUAACCCUAUCUUCAUACUAUUAAAGUUGGAUAACACCCCCUGCCCCAAAACAGAAACUUAACCACCCUAUCUUUGGCCAUUCUAACCAUUCAACCUAAAACUAUUAAUAACCACCCCCUCCAAUUUUUUUUAAAUCCAGAAAUUUGUAAUAAAUAUCGGGUAACAUGAUAUAUGUAAACCUGAACCAUGUUGUACAUUAUUACUAAUAAACAUUUAUAAAACCUC